Messenger RNA from Ilex paraguariensis (yerba mate), 175 nucleotides. The record is from the annotation of a GenBank genome assembly. Lineage: Eukaryota; Viridiplantae; Streptophyta; Magnoliopsida; Aquifoliales; Aquifoliaceae.
UGUGGGUUUGGUUAUGGCUCGUACCACUCAAACAGGUCCUGGCUCUCCACUACCCGCGGGAACCGGAUCCUGCAAGAGGACCGAGGAGGCAGGCCCCAGUGGUGGGGAACAAAGGCAUAUGAGAAAUAAUGACCCUCGCACAGAAAGUAUAAAGGGGCAACAAUGUGAUGUGUGA